CAAAACAGCAGACAGAUCUGAGGAAGGACACAAUCCAAAGGCAAGAAAGUUCAGCACAGCGUAGCGGUGGGUUGGGAAAGGCAAGAAAAUUGUAGAGAAAGAAAAGGAAGAAGUAGGCUGGGACAAAAGGAAAAAUGAGCAGAUGUAAAAACAGAAAAUCAAGUCUAUAUUUUCUGGUUGAUUUAGAAGUUGUACUUUGCCCUUUGGCACUGUGUAUUUGGUAAAUAUUUUGAGCAAGAAAUCCGCAUAUUUUUAUUUCUGAUAAGACCAGCAUGUUCCUAAUUGUUUAAUGUUGUGGCUAAAGUCUACGUUUCAAAUGCAAAAAGAGAAAAUGCAUGAAGCAAAAAUAAAGUAAGAUCACAGCAGGAAGGAUCUGACAUAACCUAGCUUCUUGUCUGAGCUCCCAAUGUCCCUCACUCCCCCUCACAGGCUGUGAGUCAGCAGGCAAGGAGGAUACUGAGAUUAGAAACAGCAAACUGUGGAACAAUGAUUACACAAAUGUUAUUUUGGUUGCACUUGAGAUGUUCCUGCAAUUAAAAUCUGCUAAAUUAGGAAAAAUGCAAUGAUCAAAGCAUCAGCUGAUAGCUGUGUAGUUUUGACUUGAUGACCCCAACUGGCAGAGUCAAAACAAGUUUCUAUGCCACCCAAAAACGUGAUUCAAAUCUGAGCCCCUUGUCACAAAUUAAGCACAAUCCAGAUCCAUCAUUUCACUUUUCCUGUGGCACUAGCACGGUGAACAAGGAGAGAAGUAGUAAAGCAAGGGCUAACUAGUGAUCUGCUAAUUGGAAGAUGAUGACUGGCAACGUGAAUCAGAUAAAACAGGCCCAUGGAGCCUGACUUUUCAGGCUAGAUCAUCAUUCAGCAUAGACCACCAUUAAGCUGGUGUUAUCACUGCAGGCAUGUGACAACACCAGUGUCACUCCAACGUGAAUCAUUGUGCCUUUAAAAGAUUUUUAUAACUCUUUGUAUAUGGAAGAGCACAAGCUCGAGUGAGAAACAAAAGCUUCUCCAUGACAGUUCUAUUCUUUGAUCCAACCAUCCUCAGCCUCCAUGGAUGCUGAGAAGAUAAUAUUGUUUUCUCAAAACCAUCAGUCCCUGCAGGAGAUGCUCUGCAGAACCAACCAGAGAGGAGACAUUUUCAGUAGAGGCCGUUUGAAUCCCUGCAUUAUGUGCGAGUGCAACAUGUGAUGGUUAUAUCAUCCUUUAUUCCAGAAACACAAGGACCCUUUUAUCUUCUGUUUACUUGGGUGGGAAUAAAUACAAAGAGUUAAUAUGUAACCAGCCUUCUAUGGAUGCCUUUAUUUUUAAGGGGGGAACCACUGGCCUGAGAGUCGCUGGGGAAGCUGGUGGGCUGGCAGCAAUGUACUCCCUGGCCCUGCUCCUGUGCGUGGCUGCUCUGACCAACUCUGCUCUCGCAGCAAAAGUCUGUCCCAAGCCACCAGAAGUGCUGUUUGCCACAAUCAAUGUGGUCAAAAAUGAGUAUAACGUGGGCGAGGAAAUCGAAUACACCUGCAGGCCAGGGUUUGUCCCCAACAACGGCCAGAGGAAAUACAUCUGCCAGCCCACUGGCAGGUGGCCUCUCAACACGCUCUUAUGCCUACCAAGGAGAUGUCCCACCCCUGGACCCUUGAUGCACGGAACAAUUGAUUCGAGAGAUUUCCACUACCAGAGUGCUUUAAGUUUUUCAUGCGACCCAGGUUACAAUCUUGUUGGGUCAAGGACGAGCCAAUGCAUGUCAGAUGGCAAGUGGAGUGGAAUCCUCCCACAGUGUCAACCUGUGACUUGUGCACCUCCCUCACUUCCCGAAUUUGGAGUCCUUUCUUACCGUCGCUUAAAGCCUGGAAACAUUUCUUACUUCAUGGACGCAAUUGUUUUUGAAUGUGUGCCACCUCUUGCACUUAUUGGAAAUGAGACAGCAACCUGCCAGGCCAACGGCACCUGGAGCAGCAUUCCGGAGUGCAGGGCUGUCACUUGUCCCGCUCCAACAGGAAUAGAAAAUGGAUUCUUAAAUUUUGCUGUUCGUAGAACAUAUCACUACAACGAAAGUGUCAGCUUCAGCUGCAAGUCCAGAUACGUGCUGGAGGGACCUAAGCAUUCCCGAUGUGAGAAGACAGGGAACUGGUCCACAAAGCCAGCCUGCAAAGAGCCAUGUAAAAUACCAGUAAAGAAAGCUGUAGUAUUGUACGAAGGGGAGAAGAAACGAGUUCAGAGUGAUCUUAAGGAAGGCAUCAUGCAUGGUGAAACUAUAUCCUUCUACUGCAAGAAUAAGGAGAAAUCCUGUGCAUACACCGUGCCUGUUCAGUGUGUGAAUGGCAAUCUCACCGUCCCUUUCUGUUUCAAAGAACGGGGCUUCUUUUCAAGUCUUGUUAAGACGGACCCAUCGGACAUGAAACCGUGCGAAGAUCUGAAAUGAGUCAAGGAAGUAACGCAGUACUGAAUGUCUUACUGAGACAGAUAACGUAGAUAUGCAGGACAACUUAAGAACACUGAGUGUAAAUUCCAGGCAAACUUGGGAUGCGCUGAGUACGCAGUCUCUGCGCUUUUCCCUGCUGCUGUUAUCCCAGCCUCCUUCACAAGUUGUGACAUGUUAUUUCAGCCAUUAACUUCCAUUCUCUUUCCUCUGCCUCCUUCAGUGUCCCCGCUACACUACAUCUCUUUCAAUAUUUCCAGCUUUUAUGUCAUUGUAAAUGAUCUUCUCAAUAGCACCCCCUUUAGAAUAAAGUAACUUCUGGCCAAUAGCGUGUUCUGAUUUAAUAUUACCUAGUCAUCAAUCAAAUCCUUUUGCUCUUAAAUGAUUCAUAGAAGGCCUUCCUUAUGAGUAAUGAGCUGGGUUCUGAUUCCAUUUCCUCUCUCCUGGAUAAGGAGUCAACCUUUAAUUAUAGAUGGACAGAGGGUCAUCAGUCUAGGAUUUUCCAGAAUUUAGGCAAGCAGAAAGACUGAGCUUUCCAAAUGUGUUUAGCGGCUGCAGCCAUCACUGAAAUACCAGGAGUGUCAGAUAAAGGACUAUUCUACACUUCAAAAAUAUUGCUAAAAUUAAUAAAAGCUAUUUACAUUUUUAUGAUUUUAACUUUACAUGAAACUGCUGUUUUAAACAGCAGUUAAUGUUUAAUGUUGUUUAAAUAUUAUGCAAUGUAGCUGGUCCUUUUUAAAAGAAAGAAAACUGUGCACCAUUGAGCAAUAAUAAUGAUUUCUGGUCAGUCAGCAGCUUUGAAGUGAACUGUAAUUUUCAUUUCAUUAUAGGAAUACCACUGCUGUGAUUGAGUCUAGCAAACACUGUGCUUAUGUCUGUAUUUCUACUCAGAAAAAAUACCUAAAAUUUCACCUUACUAGUAAGUGAUGGAGGAAUAUUUGUUGCACACUUACAAUAAAUCAUGAUGAAUCACAUGUGAUUCCCUCUGAAGUAUUAAAGGCUUCUCUACCUUAGAACUUUUUGAAAAAUCCAUUUAACAUUAAUAUCAACAACAAACUAGACUUGUAAGACACUAAAGCCACUCUUAAGAAAACUUUGAACAUACUCUCAUCAGCUUUUUUUUUUUUUUCUUUUAAGGCUGCAUAUAAUAGUAUUCCUGAAAUCAUUUGUUCUUAUUUUCCUAUUUUUAAGGAAAGUUCGAGAUAGUUAUUAUUAUUUAAUACUUGGUUCCUAUUGGCAGUUCAAUUCUCUCAGGCAGAAAUUGCCUCUUCAGUUGUUAAAUCUCUCUAUUUCGUUGGCACAAUGUGCACUGCAUUUGAUUCCUAAUAUGUUUAAAUGAGACCUCUGAAAGAUGUUUGACUUAAAAGCCAAAAUAUUCAUAACCACCUUAAAUACAUACAGCGAUCACCUGGCAGGAACCUAUCUGUUUGGAAAUCUAUGUUUUGUGGGAUCUGGACAUUCAGGACAUGAGCUGAGAUACCAAACACAGUUUAAUAUUAACUUGUCUUUCAGAGUUAAACACUGUGAAGCUGGAAUAAAUAAAGUUUUCCUUGAAAUGA
Molecule: messenger RNA, 3969 nt
Organism: Numida meleagris (helmeted guineafowl)
Lineage: Eukaryota; Metazoa; Chordata; Aves; Galliformes; Numididae
Gene: APOH
Product: apolipoprotein H
Exons: 8
Coding region: 1289-2413 (374 amino acids)
Source: RefSeq, a predicted model, not a curated record